This is a messenger RNA of Mangifera indica (mango), 1056 nucleotides long. RefSeq lists its product as uncharacterized. Gene Ontology annotation, molecular function: microtubule binding. Lineage: Eukaryota; Viridiplantae; Streptophyta; Magnoliopsida; Sapindales; Anacardiaceae. Bases 269 to 733 code for a protein of 154 amino acids. Gene Ontology annotation, biological process: mitotic cell cycle; chromosome segregation; cell division. The record is from RefSeq and is a predicted model, not a curated record. The transcript is spliced from 6 exons. Gene Ontology annotation, cellular component: outer kinetochore; spindle microtubule.
GUACAGUCCCCUGAAAGCAGCUUAGUCUGCCAUUUUGAGAAUUUGAAAUUUAAACCUCGAGGAGUCACGGUGGUUCGAAGAUCUGAACCGGAGUCUAGUAGAUCCAAACAAGUUGCGGGCGCUCCGACUAGCCGCUAAGGGGGAUCAGGUUGUCGUCUCCGGUGACUUAACUGACGAGAAGAAUUGUUCACGACGUUAGAGAAUUUUCUAGAUUGUAUCGUCCGUCGUCGGUGCUGUUUUAGCAGUGAAACCGACAUCCAUCUAGAAAAUGGGGCAUCAUAAUCAUCACGCGACGGACGGUUUGGUGAAUCUGUUAACCAGAGCAAACCAUGAUCUCAAUAUGAUUCAAUACAAGCUCGAGAAAGAAUUUCAACAAGUUUACCCUGAACAUAAUCAGGCUAAUCCGAUGAAGCUGGUUUCAAGGAUAAAGAAAGUGCAGGAAGACUUGUCAACUUUGAAGGAACAGUGUCGCGAACUCUUAGCAGCCAAACAGGAUUUGAUUGAUAAGGCACGAACGACUCUUGUUGGGAACAGAAGUUUGGUGCAGAAGAUGCAAGCAUCCCUGGACAUUCCUGUUACUAGCGAGUCUGAAGAUCCUGCAUUUGCCAGCUUCAAGGAGAUUAUUGAUGAGUGGACAGUUCAAAUGAGAACAAGAGCAGGAGAUGAGAAUCAGGACUCGGAUUCUGAGGAUAUUAACAAAUUACUUUUCUCAGCUAUAGUUGAAAGCAACUGAGCAGCUUCUCUUCGGCAUGCAAACCUUUAACGGUGCCAAAUAUAGUAUUUUCUUGCUACAAGGUAAUGAUGAGUUGAGGAUUUCAGAAUAAUUUAAACAUGGAAUACAAAUAAGUACUGUUUGUUGUUCAUUGACCAAUGAGUGCUGGCUUUAUAAUCCACUAAACAGCAUAUAGUUAACUUGUAUAAGUCCGAGUUCUGAUCUGUCCUUACAUUUUGUAUUUGGAAACGCUACUGUUUUAUUCGCCCAUGCACUUGCAUUGUGCAUAAUCUCAAUUACAUUUCCCAUAAGGGUGGAGCCAAGCUUGCUUGGGUUUGAAUUUA